AUGGAUGUAUUAAUAUUUAAUGAAGAUCUAAAACAGUUAUUGUUUGAUCAUCCAUUAUUUAAAGAUUAUAUCAACUAUAUUGAAAAGAAUAAUCCAGAGUUGUUACAACCAUACUAUCAAGAAUUAGUCAAUGGAAAUUGGGAUUUGGUGUGUCGAUUGAUCAUGUAUAUUUAUGGAGAGAGAAUGUUUCAUUUUAUAGAUUCCAUUGAAUUAAAAGAGGAUCAAGUUAAUAAAUUAUCUUGGAGUCUUUGGCCAGAUGAAACUGAUCCAACAACAAAAACAACAACAAACCAAUCAUCAUCAUCUAGAAAAGUGGUUGCAACAUUGGAAUUUUAUAUUUCAUCUUGUUUUGCAUUUGAUAGAUUCCACAUCAACCAAAACAAACCAAUUAUUCUUUAUGAAUAUUGUAUUAAUGAUGAUGAUGGUCACCAACAAUUAUCAAGUCAAACAAACAUAGUAGAUUGUUUACAAGUGGUUGAUAUAAUGGAGAAAUAUUAUCCAUCAAACAAGGAAUCAUACAACUUGUUUAGAGAUGAUAUUAUAAAUAAUUUGGUCAAUAUUCCAUUAUCUUAUGUUUACACUAGACCCAAGAUGGAAGCAAUUAAACAAGAAGCCGGGAUUCUAAAUUGUCAUUCAAUUCCAGAAUUUAUCGAGAAAAAGGUUGCUUUGGGACAAGGAUUAGACGUUCAAGUAUUCUAUGAACAAUUUCAUGUACGUGGUAGUCCAACUCAUAUCAUGCACAAGAUUAAAAGAGGAUUUGAUUGUCGUCAAGCCAUUCAAUACUCUCCAGAGUUUUCAAAUCCUUUUCCAUCGAGAAUGGUAGCAAUCCAUAAAUCAAUUGGAUCAUGUACCAAACACAUUGAUGCAAUGGAUAGUAACGACUAUCUAUUCAAGCAUUUCCCAUUAGAAUCUGAACAAUUGAAAUUGUUUUUCUCCCAGGAGAUGAAUCUAUCGUUGGAAUCAUACUAUAUCAACUUUGUACAUCCAUUUCAACUAGAUGAUUCCAUUCCAACUAAAUUUAAAAAGGAGAUUGAUAGUCGAGAGAUUAUUAUCAUUCCAGCUGCUAUCACUUCAAAGAUUCUAUUUAACGCUCUCAUUUCAUUGAGAUCGGUUAAUAUUAGUGAUUUGGAAAAAGUGAAUCAUUCAUAUCCAUCGUUGAAAAUGUCGGUUGGUGUAUGUCUCACCAACAAGAUACGAAACAUGCCACCUGAAUGCUUACACUAUGGCACGCAGUUUUCAAAGACUCUAGACUCUAUAUUCGAGUUGGAAAAGGAUAAUGGAUUUGGUACAAAGUAUGAAUGUGUCAGAGAGUUGUUUGGUAUCUACUAUAACAGACCUUGUGAUGACGACAAUCUUUCAAAUGACCCAAUUGAAAAAGAAAAGAGAACUCUAAUGUCAACCAUUGUACGAGAAGAUAUGACCAAAUAUAUUGAAGAAGGUGAUCAUCUUGUUUGUAUACCUGCUCUAUUCAACAGAUCCCCACUAUCCAACAAUAUUCUAUUAAUAGAGUUUGUUCAACAAUUUCAACAACAAUCUUCUUCUUCUUCACCUCUCAACUUACGUGAAGCAAUUAUUGAAUGGUAUAAAAUCUACUUUAAUAUGGUUAUUCCAUUCUAUUUGACAAUGUUUACCAAACAUGGUAUUGCAUUGGAAUGCCAUCACCAAAACACCUAUGUAGUCAUUCGAAGGGGUGUACCCAUAAAGAUUAUCUUUAAGGAUUGGGAGUGUCCUCGAUUCAAUGUCGAACGAUUCUCCAACUAUGAAGAGUAUAUGGGACAAGGUCACAGAAACGAUAAAAAGCUAUCAUACUUUUUGAAAAAGAUAUCGAUCCUUAUCUUUCAUUCAAGUGAGUUUUCAAUAUCACUAUUGAAAGAGUCUAAAAGAAUGUUUCCAGAUAAUCCAAUCACCGAGGAUAUUUUGUCAAGAGAAGCAUUCAAUAUUGCAAAGUCAACACUCGACAAGUUUAAACUUGUCAAUCCACAAUUGGCCAAGAACGUAGAGCAAGAUGAACAAUAUCUAUUUGGUAAUCCAACACUUGAAACCUUUUCAAUUACCAAAUGGAGAUUAAAUGUUAAUUCAGCGAUAUGGUUAGGUCAAUUAUAUGGUCUCACUAUGACAAAUGAAACUGAUAUUUGUAAUAAGUUUACCUGCCAAGUAAUAGGAUCUGAAAGACAUAUCAUUAAGAUAGGUCAGUAUCCAGAAUGUGUAUCGAUAUACAUUUAUGGUGACACCAUGAUCACACAAGUUCCAGAGCAUUUCAAUCAAGCAUUUCCGAAUCUCAUAAAUUUAUUGUUUUGUUCCAAACUAAUAGACUUUGCAAUUCCUCCCAGUCCCUCGUUGGUCAACCUACUUCUAUCAAUAUCAUACCAAUCUAACUAUACCCAUCGAUUCACUCAACAACUAUUCCCAAAACUUGAAUAUAUCAUUAGUCAAAAUCAUGGUGUUACCAUUCAAGUUGCCUCACCACUCAUCUUCGCUUUCAACUCUGGACCUGGUUCCAUUAAUCCAAUAUUCUCAUAUCCAGAAUCGAUCAAACACCUACUGAUUAGUGAUACCAAUCCCUCCUAUUCAUUUCCAAGGGAUUUUGGGUUAUUUCCAAAUUUAAAGGCUUUAUAUCUACCUGAUAGUACUGGACCCUUUCCAAUUACUGCUCCUCUCCCAUCAAAAUUGGGUAGUUUAUCAUAUUUUGAUAGUAACUUGACAGGAACCGUUCCUUCUAAUUUCUUGUCAAAUAAUCCACAACUAUCAUGGUUGGAUUUGGAAGAUAAUCAAUUACUUCAAGGUAGUUUUGGUGAGGAGUCUUGUUAUCUUGAAAGACUGGAUAUUAGAAACACAUCAAUUAGUUCAGUUCCCGAUUGUUGGUGGUGUUAUUAUGAUUAUACAAUUAACCAUUAUUUGAGGACAGACCUUACAAAACCUUCUACUAUAAAUUGUCCUGAACCUCAAUUAGACACUAAUAGUACUAAUGUAAUAUCUGCCAAUCAACGAGUUACAGUGACCGGGAGAAAUAUUGGUUGGGGUUAUGGUCUAGACCUCACAGUUAUAGAUGCCAAUAGAAAAUUAUAUGCAGAUCUCAAGAGUAUGAAUAUUCAUAUUCCAUUGGGUGAGACUCAAAAUGUUACUAUUCAAUUUUCAGCUAAAUGGAAUAGAACAGUGACUGUAAGAAAUAUUGAAUUUUCAGUAUUGAAUGUUACAAUGGAUCUUAAAACCAACCAAGAGGUGAUUGUAUAUUAUCAAUAUGCCGUUUCAAAUUAUCUACCAAAUGUAACUGUUAGAAAUGGUUAUAUAGAAUCAUUAAAAUCAGUAGAUACAAAUAAUUGUACAACUGGAUGCAGAGCAGUUUAUACCAUUCCAAAUACAUUUAAUAUUGACGAAAUGAUAAAGGUAGUUAUCUCAACAUCUGUGCAAUCCCAAACAAUUAGAUCAAGCUUAAUUAUUAUCAAAGAUACAAUCGUAACAUCAGUCAAUUUACAAUCAUCAACUCUUAAUUUAUUUGGAUAUUUUGGGAUUUAUUACAAUGAAAAUGGUGAACCACAACCAGUCAUAGGAAGUGUUUUGAUCAAUAAUACAAUCAAUUGUAUCAUUGCAACCACAACAACACCGACACCAACAUUUAUUAAUUGUACACUUGAUCAACUACCAACUAGUGGCCCUGCAACUAUCUCGGUAUCAGUUCGAAAUGGAAAUUAUUCAUCAUCAUCAUUAUUAUUCAUUCCAUAUCCACAACCAUCAAAUAAUGAUUGUAAGGAUAGAACAAAGAAUUGUAAUGGCCACGGUACUUGUGUCAAUGGACAAUGUCAAUGUGAUCAAGGUUGGGUUGAUGAUUGUCGUCUCAAAAAUGAAAAAGAUCCAGAAGUAAUAUUCAAACCAAACAUAACAUCACCAACAUCAUCAUCAUUCUCAUAUAAUGAUUUCAUAUUCUCAUUUGAUAUGAUUGAAAUUCAAGAAUUGGAUAUCGAUGGAAAUAUUGUCAAAAGAUUAGAAUCAAAUAGUUGGUUGUUGAAUGACAAAUCAACAAAUGAUUUGGUGUCACUUUCAUAUGAUCUUGUGAGUCAUCAGAAUGACAGUGAAUAUUCAUUGCUCAAUGUCACAUCGAUCGUUGAAUUCUCAAAUUCAUCUCGAACCAUUCAAUUUGGUGAUGACUUGAUUCAAUUGGGUGCUGGAUCAAUCAAGAUUAGUGUCAAUAUUACCAACUGGCCAUUCACAUCGGUACUAUCGAAUCUUCGAGUAUUAUUCUCAACCACCAUCAACAACGAACAAUCAAUAGUUGGAUGUGAUGACUCUGUCAACACGAUUGAAUCAUUCCAACAAUCAAGCAACGAUGACAGUAUUCAAUACUUGAGAGUAGUCAAAGACAAUGUUCAAUUCUUUGGUCGAUUCAUUGAUUAUUGUCUGUCGGAUGGCCGAAAAACCUAUUCAAAGACACAACUAAUCAACACAACUGUUAUCGAUCAAGACAACUCUAUUGCACUGAUAGGUAUCAGUCUUCCACAAUCACAAAUAUCGAUACUCGAUCCAGAUUUCAGUGCAUUGGUCAUCAAUCCAGAUAAUUAUGGUAAAUGCAGUUCCGAAUCAGACAACAAAUGGAAAAUGAUUGUUGGAGUGGUUGUUGGUGUUGUUGGAGCUGUGUGUGUAUCGGUCAUCAUCUUUGUCAUUGUCAAGAGAAUCAGACACCAUAUGAUUCUAAAUAGUAAAUCAAUCAAGAUGGAUACAAUCAAUCAAAGAACAUAA
Cavenderia fasciculata is the source of this 4731-nucleotide messenger RNA. RefSeq lists its product as uncharacterized. The record is from RefSeq and is a predicted model, not a curated record. Gene Ontology annotation, biological process: siderophore biosynthetic process. Lineage: Eukaryota; Evosea; Eumycetozoa; Acytosteliales; Cavenderiaceae. The transcript is spliced from 12 exons. The coding region runs from base 1 to 4731 and encodes 1576 amino acids.